CUUGACCAGACAUACAGGUUUUGGGGGGGGGGGCAUCUUUCUUUCUUCAGCUAUAUUUAGUCCUAAACAGUGCCAUUUCUUCCCAUUCUUCAUCUUCAACCUCUCCAACUCUUCAAUUAUUACAUUUAAGCCCCCAGAACUUACCCAAAUUGCCAUGGAAGACCUCUGGGACGAAAUCAACCUCUCAUCCCUCCCCUUCAGGCGCGGGCCCCGCAUCCCCGUCGCUUUCCAGGACUUCCUCGCCCGCCCCUUCGCCGCCGCCGCCAGAGACACCCCGCCGCCGCCGCCGCCUCCAGUCUCCGGGAAACCCACUUCCCCGGAGUUCCACUUUUUCGGCGGCGCCCACCACCACCACCACCCUGCUUCCAAUCCCCUGCUUCAGCCGCCGUACUCCGCCUCCUCCGACGGCAGCUUCGACGGGCUGCCUCCGGCGGGACCCGACAGGAGAAGGAGAAGGAGGGUUCAUCAUGACUCCGUCGACAAGAGGCAUGCUCGUACAGAAGCGUUGGAGACAGAAGUGGCAAUCCUCUUGAAAGAGAAUGCAAGGCUCAAUAAACAAUAUGAAAGGCUACGUCAAGAGUGUUCAAAGGAGAAUAUAUCCCAUAGAUUCUACAAUGAUAUUAGAUUCAUCCCAGCCAUGUUGAUGCAGAUGGAUUCUAAUACCAUUGCUAAGGUUCUUCGUGCUUCGGAUGGUGCUCAAUUAGCCACAAGAUCCGGUGUGGGUGCUGCCUCGUUGGCAGUGGUUGGUGCCUCGUCGGGUAGAUGGUCCGUCAGUGCAGUACUAGUGCUGCCUCCAGUGCUGGCAGCGCUGGACGACGUCAUGUCGCCCGCUGCUACGGGUGUGGUGUCUUCGGUUGCUGGAAGGGGCUCCGACGCUGGGUUGUCGGUGGCGGCGUCAAAGACCGUAGGUGCUGCUGCACCAGGUCGUCUUGGGGGCCGUGUGAUCAGAUCCUCCUCCAUUGGUAAUGGGCCGUCCGACACUGGAAUUGGUUGAUCGGUCUCUUUAUCUGAAAGGUCGCGGUAAUGCAUUUACAUGAAAAGGUAAUGCAUUAUCAUAAUUAAGAUUAAGGAUAAUG
Cuscuta campestris is the source of this 1076-nucleotide messenger RNA. The record is from the annotation of a GenBank genome assembly. Lineage: Eukaryota; Viridiplantae; Streptophyta; Magnoliopsida; Solanales; Convolvulaceae.